AUGGACAAAGAAAUGUAUGACUUUAUGUCACUUGUAACGCCGUACACUCCGAUCAUUGAACGUGGCGUGGCAUUACAUAAGAUGAUUCGCCUUCUAACAAUGGCGCUUGGAGGGGAGGCUUGGCUAAACUUCAUUGGAAAUGAAUUCGGUCAUCCAGAAUGGUUGGAUUUCCCACGUAUCGGCAACAAUGAGUCAUUCCAUUAUGCUAGGAGACAAUUUAAUUUAGCUGAUGAUGAACUUCUGAGAUAUAAGUGGUUGAAUAAAUGGGAUGAAGAGAUGAACAGGCUUGAAGAGGCUUCAGGUUUCCUGCAUGCGGACCCCGCAUACGUCUCGUGCAAGCACCAUGAUGACAAAAUGAUUUGCUUUGAACGAGCUGGUGUGCUGUUCGUAUUCAACUUCCAUACAACGAAAAGCUUCACCGACUAUAAAGUUGGCGUGGAAAUGCCUGGAAUCUACAAAAUGGUGUUGAACAGUGAUGAGGAGCGAUUCGGUGGUCACAAUCGUCUGCAGCUCGGCUUCCGUGCACCACACCUUCCCCGAAGGCUACAAUGGUCGCCGAAAUCACCUUUUGGUCUAUGCUCCAGCACGGACCUGCCUUGUUCUGAGACUCUGAGCUAA
This is a messenger RNA of Ostertagia ostertagi, 618 nucleotides long. The record is from the annotation of a GenBank genome assembly. Lineage: Eukaryota; Metazoa; Nematoda; Chromadorea; Rhabditida; Trichostrongylidae.